UCUUAUCUCUUUCUAAUUUUCUCCGAAAUUCCCUCCAUCGUGCAAUAGUUUGCAUGCUUUCACUUCCCAGUAUAAGGAGCAUUUGAAAAUCAACAUUCGGGUAUCUCUUGGCACUGCAGUUUUAUUCUUGGGAAUUUAGGCUGGGCAAGUAGAAGAUUUCAACUCUCAUAUCAAUCCAUGGCGAAUAGAAUGGAGUUCAAUCAAGUAGUUAUGGCCUGGCCUUGAUUAUCUCGCUCGAUUCCUCUGCAUUGGCAUCACCCAAUGGUUCUGUCUCUCCUCGAUGUACUACCAGAAGAAAUAUUUUGUUGCUUCUAUUGCUGAAGGCAAUGUUUGAUCAGCUGUACCUUUCGCCUUUACUCAUCUUCCUAUACCAGGCAUUGACCUUUAAUAGGUUUUCGGUUUCCGACCAAGGUUAAUCGCUUUGCACAUGUAAGUCAUUCAUUUCUUCUCUAUGUCUCAUGGUUUUAUCUUUCUGAUUAAUAACAAAACGACUUUUAUUUCACGUUGUCUCAUGAGCACAACAUGCAUAAUAUCUAUUUCUUUUGAUCUUAUUGCCUGAUACGAUGUUUAAAGCUCGGGGGAUCUCCUGCGUCAUUUCUCCUCUUUCUGUUAUUAGGUUUCAACUUCAAUGAGUUUCUAUCUUCAUAUAAGGUUCAUCGACUUGAACUGGUAGGCUAUUAUUUCCUUUCCGAUUUAUCUAAGUUGGUUGUUUAUGGAUGAUUUUUAUAAAAUAUAGAAAAUGAAUUUGAACGAUGGUUUGGGUACUAUAUUUGUUUGUAAGCAAAAGAGAUGUUUGUGUAGAACAGGGCAGUUGUACUUUCCUAGAGCCAUGUCUACUUUUUUGUUGUUUGUUUCUGAUACUUUAUUUUUGUUCUUUGCUUAGCUAUUGAAAUAAUAAAAUAAGAUCAAAAUUAAGAAAAAAGGUUUCUUUUCAAUUACAAUAUUUUCACUCAUAUUUGAUUUUGUGAUAACUAAUGUUCUCCGCAACCAUAAUUUUCCUCAUUAAUUUUUAUUCUUAUGGUCCAACUCACUAAUCAAAUUUUGAUAUUGUUUUAGAAUUAGUUAGAAAUUGAGCUUUCAUGCAACAUUCUAGGAGUUUGGGGUGUUGAACUUGGACUAGAAGAGUUAGGAUUGAGUUUGAGAAUGAGAGUGGUGGGGGGAAGAAAAAUUCAACUGUAGCAGGUUAAGGCAGAGAAGAGGGAGUUACUGAGGGUAGUGAUCGAAUUGAGGAGGGUGUUGAAAGGCGCGGAAGCAAAACUGGAGCAGUUGAAGAGAGAGAAAUGAGAGAUGAUGAGGAUAUUAAUGAAAAUGGAGAGGAUAUUGAAGGACAUGGAAGUGUGUUGAAGCAGGUGAAGGCAUGCAAGGGGGAGAUGAGCAUAUUUAUGGAAUUGGAGAUGAGUUUUGGUUUUAGCGAACUUAUUAGAACUUCCCCUGAGGAAGAUGAGUUGGCAAAACACAGGAAGGGGAUCGAGGAGUUGAAGAGCGAGUUGACAAGAACCCCAAUUGGAAGAGAAAUUGAGGGCCGCAGAGAGAAGGUCCAUCAAAGUAGCAGAAAUGGAGUUGCAGAAGGAGGAUUAGAAAGUGAAUGUUUGGUUGAAACAUAUGCUUCUUGAGAUUGAAGAUAGAGUAGAUAAAAAUUUGGUCUUUCAAUGGAGAGUGGUGGCUAUUGGAUCAUUAGGUUUAUGGUUUUUGCAACUACCACAACCUAUUUCUAUCUUAAAACGAGUAAUUAUUGAUUGAUUUAAUGAAGCAGGUCGAUUCUUUAUUCAGCCUGCUGGAACUGAUAGAUAAUGACUAUCUAAUUUUGCGUCAUAUUACUUUGAUCGAGUUUUGGAGGUAAUCCAAUUUUGUCGUUUGCUCUCAAGUUUUGAUGAUCCUCUCUUAGCUGAGUUGUUAAUAUAUAGUUGACUUGAAC
This is a messenger RNA of Linum trigynum, 1915 nucleotides long. NCBI's taxonomy places the organism in Eukaryota, Viridiplantae, Streptophyta, Magnoliopsida, Malpighiales, Linaceae. The record is from the annotation of a GenBank genome assembly.